Molecule: messenger RNA, 635 nt
Organism: Ochotona princeps (American pika)
Lineage: Eukaryota; Metazoa; Chordata; Mammalia; Lagomorpha; Ochotonidae
Product: immunoglobulin lambda constant 1
Exons: 3
Coding region: 6-635 (209 amino acids)
Biological process (GO): immunoglobulin production involved in immunoglobulin-mediated immune response; antigen processing and presentation of exogenous peptide antigen via MHC class II; positive regulation of T cell activation
Cellular component (GO): MHC class II protein complex
Molecular function (GO): MHC class II protein complex binding
Source: RefSeq, a predicted model, not a curated record
GGUGGAUGGAACCUGGAGGUGAUCAGGUAGGGCCUGGGCCCGGCCCCAGGCUGCACUGGGUUCUGCUGCUGCUGCUGGAGCUGGUGGCAGGUACCCAGGACCGGCUGAGCCCAGAGGCAGCACCGCGGAGCAAGUCCCUGGGCCCCAGAGCACCAGCAGGAAACAGCCACUUCAGCCCACAAAGCCCAUGGCACAGGUCACCGCUCCAGCCUGGCCCCCGGGAGGCAGGCCCCAUGUGCUGGCCUCAUGGGUUUUGGUCUGACUCUCAGUCACACUGGUACAUCUUCAGCAGCGGGACCAGCCUCACCGUCACAGGUCAGCCAGUGGUGGCCCCCACGGUCACUUUGUUCCCGCCCUCCCGUGAGGAGCUCAAGGGCAGCAGGGCCACCCUGGUGUGUCUGAUCAACGACUUUUACCCGGGUGAGGUGACAGUGAUCUGGAAGGCAGAUGGCACCACUGUCACCCAGGGUGUGGACACCACCAAGCCCUUAAAACACAGCAACCACAAGUACACGGCCAGCAGCUUCCUUAACCUGUCACGUAGACAGUGGUUACUGCACAGUCGCUUCACCUGCCAGGUCACACACAAGGGAAAAACCGUGGAGAAGAGCGUGGCCCCUGCACACUGUCUGUAG